Messenger RNA from Macroventuria anomochaeta, 1002 nucleotides. RefSeq names its product ankyrin. Gene Ontology annotation, cellular component: cytoplasm; nucleus. Bases 237 to 890 code for a protein of 217 amino acids. NCBI's taxonomy places the organism in Eukaryota, Fungi, Ascomycota, Dothideomycetes, Pleosporales, Didymellaceae. Gene Ontology annotation, molecular function: protein binding. The transcript is spliced from 3 exons. The record is from RefSeq and is a predicted model, not a curated record.
CCGCGCGUCAUGGAUAUUGGACACCUUCGAAGAGAGCUUUGGUGGAGCAUACGCUUCGGUACAUUGAUCGAUUUGCAGAUGACCAUGAACAAGUACAAGAUGAGAGCCUGGGAUCUUCUCAGUACUUCGCCCAGAAGACGAAGAUCAGACAUUGCUUGCCUUAGCCAUUGCUUGGAGCUGCCAGGAUAUCUGUACUAUGCUACUAGAGUCUGGUGCUGAUCUUUCCUAACCGUGACAUGCAAGGCAUAACUCUUGCCGAGCACUUCUGGUUGCGCUUGUUCCGUGAGCACGUGUCAAGACCUUUUGCAAAUCUGAAAGGCAAUGCGAUGCUCGACGAGGCGCGUGGGACAUUGUCCCUGUCCCCAGCCCACCAUAUCAUACUCAACAAUGCUCACGUUGAGAUCGCCGCGUACCUACGAAUGUAUCCAAUAGCCGUCUUACACGAAGACUCAUACGGAUUCACACUGCUUCAUUGGGCUGUAUGGGCCGCUGAGCUGGAGACGAUGAAACCGGUACUUGAUGCCGGAGCUAACGUCCACGCAACGUGUCACCGCGGUCGAACUGCGUUGAUGUGGGCUGUAGACUCACUGAUGGCUGCCGACAUCUGUCACCUCUUGAUUGAUCAAGGAGCAGAUGCCAAAGCAGUCAGCAACCGAAGCGACAACGCGCUCAUGCGAGCAUUGGACUUUGGGCCAACCCCAGAGGCUACAAUAGAAGUCCUCCUGCAUGCGGGCACAAAUUUGAAGCACAUCAAUGCAGGCCACUUUACGGCCUUGGACGCGGCCGCCCUCCUUGCUUCUCCUCGAGCCUGUCCUACUCAUAUAGCAUGGCGCAGCGCUGGGCUGAGUGAACGGCUACGGGUAGAUCUCUUUCACGUACCCCAUGCGUAACUACAGAUACUCCAUAACGGAAGUAUUUUUGAAGCAUGGCUCGCUCAACACAGACCUCUUGCAGAAAGAAGAGAUCCUUGCUUCCGCAGCUGAAAGCGCCGAUAUCCGCACC